AAUGGUUCCAGUACACCCGCAUGCCCCAAGGUUUCAAGAACAGCCCUGGCCACGGAAGCCGUGCUGCUGUGUCUAUACGAAUUGGGUUUCAUAGUCUCACGCAAAAAGCUACAAUGCUGGAGGAAAACUGUCACCUUUCUGGGUCGUGUUCUCUCAGCUGCUGGCUGCGCCAUGUCGGACGCCCAUCGUGCGUCCAUCCUCAGGCAUCCCAAGCCUUCCACGAUCCGAAUGGCAUCCCUCUAAAUAAGCCCUCCAUGCUAAAGAGAUGGAAGAUCCAACGUGUCCACAUUCUGCGCGGUUGCCUCAGUGAUCCUGAGGUGGAAGGGGGCAUACUGUACCGCCGUGGAGGAACGAUACAGUUAAACCAUGUGCCAGGUGAGCGUGCAGCAGUCCCUGUCUGGAUCCCCAUCAGAGGCACAUCGCAGCAGGAGGGCUACCACUUCCACCAGGCCAAAUGGGUGACCGGCACGCAGGUGUCCCCAGAGCUGUUCCAGGCCCAGGCCAUGACAGGAGUGUGUCGCUGGAACUAUCAGUGUCUGCUGGACCUGAAACUGCCAGGCGUUUGUCUCCCGCCUGUUUUCGACCCUACACUGAUGUGCUCCCUCAAUGCUUUUUCCAGACGGGUCUUUGGUGAAGAAAAGUUUGUCCAGGUUUGGCCUGGAGUACAGGGAGUGUUGUUCGGUCCCUUUAGACUGGGACAACCAUAAAACCAAGAAGGACCCCGGCCGCGCCACAAGUGCUCCUUCUCCAGGCAUCCUGUCUGAUCAAGGAGCUGGUCAGGGAGCAGAACCAGUGCAGCCUUCCUCCACACCUCCCACCAGGCUUUCAACUUUGUUCCCCACUCUGUUCACCCUCUUCAAACUGCUACUGCGACUAUGUCUAGUCAUGUGGCCCCU
Doryrhamphus excisus (bluestripe pipefish) is the source of this 896-nucleotide messenger RNA. Lineage: Eukaryota; Metazoa; Chordata; Actinopteri; Syngnathiformes; Syngnathidae. The record is from RefSeq and is a predicted model, not a curated record.